Molecule: messenger RNA, 719 nt
Organism: Triticum urartu
Lineage: Eukaryota; Viridiplantae; Streptophyta; Magnoliopsida; Poales; Poaceae
Biological process (GO): DNA-templated DNA replication; DNA synthesis involved in DNA repair
Cellular component (GO): delta DNA polymerase complex
Molecular function (GO): DNA-directed DNA polymerase activity
Source: RefSeq, a predicted model, not a curated record
AUCCCCAAUUCUCCAUCCACCAUCUGAUUCUGCCCCCUUUCUUCCUCCCACCGAUCCUGAAGAGCUCGCACCGCCGGCGGAGAGAGCCAUGAGGAGCGGCGGCGACGUCAAAUCCUUCUUCCGGCAGCAGAAGGCCCACUCCGGCGCGGCGGCCGCCACCAAGCCCGCCGGCGGCGUCUCCAAGAAGGCGGCGCACCACCACCAGAAGCAAGCGGCGGCGGCGGCGCAUCUCCUCCGCCCGAUACGAGCUGCGGCAGAUCACCGCGACGGCGCUGACGCGGCGAGGAGGGAGGAGGAGGAGGACGCGGAGAGGACGGCCCGGGAGUUCGACAUGGACACGCGCUACGGGCCCUGCCUCGGCCUCACCCGCGCCCAGCGCUGGCAACGCGCCGCCGCGCUCGGCCUCGCCCCGCCGCCGCACGCGCCCUGCUCCGACCACCAGCCGUGCCUCUGGGAAGGCCGCGUCUAGAGCGUCGCAUCGCCCUGCGGCCAAAGGCCCAUCGAAUCGAAUCGUCGAUCCGCGCCACCUCCUCGUGGUUCUACCAACUGCUUUCUUCGUGUUGUCUUCAGUCUUCCUCUGUACGUCUGUCUGCGUCUGGAUCGAUGCUGCUGCGUGCGUGUGAUGGAUGCCUUGUGAUCCGGUGUGUUAUUUUAAGCUUAAUCUUUGCUGCAUCCGGUGUGCUGAGCCAAUCUACAUCCCAUUACGAUUCCAUUUUAUA